Planococcus citri (citrus mealybug) is the source of this 3038-nucleotide messenger RNA. RefSeq lists its product as uncharacterized. The transcript has 7 exons. The record is from RefSeq and is a predicted model, not a curated record. The coding region runs from base 1303 to 2346 and encodes 347 amino acids. NCBI's taxonomy places the organism in Eukaryota, Metazoa, Arthropoda, Insecta, Hemiptera, Pseudococcidae.
AAUUGAUCCUCUAUUUUUAUUUGUUCUAUCUCCUUUUCUUAUUCAGUUCCAAGACUUUGACAUUUUCUUUCACUUAUUAGAAGAGGUGUCUACGUGUGAAUAUGUUUUCCAACCUUUUGAAAAUUCAAUUGCGAUCAAUCUUACUCGUAGCUAGCUUCUCAGAAAAUUCGCACCUUUUUCUUUUUUCGUUUUCUCUCACGCUCUUCUUCAACUUUUGAUCAUUGAUAAUUAAAUUCAAAAAAUAGAACGGAUGCUGCAAAAUUAUAGGAAAAUUCUAAAUUUAUUGCUCGAUUCAACUUGGGCGAAAGCUUUUGAAAAUUUAGACUUCAAGAGAACAGAAAAUAUUUUUUUCUUCGGCUUACUCAAAUUGCGAUCUUUCUUCAUAUGUUGAAAAGAAGAUGUUAAUUUCUCAGAAAAUUUCGCGCGGAUCGAGUUCGUAAAUUUUGAAGAAUGUUGGGAGUUUUUUGUGCCUGCUUUUUAAGCCCAUUUCUAAAUUUCGUACCUUUUUUUUUCGUAAUUUUUGAAUUUUUUUCGAUCGGAGGACACAGAUAAUACUAGACACCACAUGUUUUCGCCAUUUUCAAAAAUUGGACAAAAAUGGAAUAAUAAACUUUGGCAGCUGGGAAAUUGGUUCUGAGGUGUAGGUGGUAUUUCGUUGAUUACUUCUAUUCUAAUGUUUUCCAGUUUUAAGAAAUGACUAUCAAAAAUCAAUAUUUUUGCUUUAGAGAAAAAUUUCAGAGCUACUAUUUUUAAUAAGCUUCAUCUUCACAAUACCUAGGUACUACAUAGUAAGGUUGUUAUCAUGUUAAUGCGUUGUUCAUUUUCAGUCAAGUAGGUAAUACACAACGAAGGUACCUAACCUUGAUUUUCACCUUCUAUUGUACCUAACUGGAUGAGUUGAACUAGCCAGAAUUAUUACUUAUUUGGGAUGUGAAUAUUUUUAAUACCUAUUCAAAUUUCAGCUUUUAAAUUAAUAAAGGAAGAAAAAUAAAAAUUGAAUUACGCAACCUCAUUGAAAUCAAAGCAAUCUGAUGCGUUUGAAGUUUAUUGAAUUUCUUGGAUCAUAUAUUGCAGAUUAAGCGAGCCAUAUUAUGUAUAGAUAGAUGUGUGCCUAAACAAAUAUUUCAUAAUACUUUCUCAGAUUACCUCUAAAUGAGAAGGAGCCGAGAAGGAAGUAAAAUUGAAACUCUAUUUAGAAAUAGGUAUGUAAUAUUGAAUAUGUAGCCAAUUUGUGGAAGUUUGUACGUAUUCGUGUACUAUUUGAAUUUUAACCAGAUAGACAAAUUAUUUAUCUUCGAAAACAUGAACCCAUUGAUUUUCCCGAUUUUAUGUUUUUUCGUAACCGAAGUGCGAUCAGAAAAAGCUUUACUUCUUAAUAUACACGACGGAAGCUAUUGGGGGGACCUUGCAGACGUUUGGCACAAUAAUACCGCUAGCGAAUAUAGAUGUGAAGACAAAUAUAUUGCCGCGUGCCCAGCUUCCAGCCCUCUAGAGCAGCAAUUCGACAAAGAUGUCUCGUUGACUAAACAAAGCGUAUUCUCGCGGUUAAUUUUGUGGAGAAAUCAAUCACUGGAAGACAGUGAUGUUGAUUUUUGUGAAAAGUCGUACGAACCUGCGAUGAUUUAUAAUUCACGUACGAAAGAGUAUGAAAUCGGAUACGAGCUGUAUUUUUUUAGAAACGAAUCCGAACUUGAGUACAGUACAAAAGAUGAUUAUCAUAAUUAUAAAACGGUAAAUAAAGAAAAGCACACUUAUAACAUUGAGGAUCAAACAAUAUUCAACGGUACCUCUGAAUUUGUAAUUAGAUACGAAGAUGUCAACCACAUUAUGUUUAAUUUCACCAAUGGAUAUCCCUCUCUGGCUUUUUAUUGGAUACAUAUACUGUCUAUAAAAUGCUCGAAAAACAAUAAACACGUGGUAUUCAAAGGAAAUAUUAGAAACCUUGGAAAUUUGAAGGACCAAUGCAAAAAUUAUCGAUUUGCUGAUGAAGAAUUGUACUCAAAGACUAAUCAGAAAAAAUGUUUAAAAGACAUUUUAGUGCCUUCGUCCUCAUUUAAAGGAAACCCUGAUCUGUCGUGUGGGCAACCUUACGGAUGUUUAACGCCAUCCCAGAUACUUCCACUGUGGUAUUUUGCCUCGAUCUCAUCAGUCAGGCUCGCCAGUUGUUCGCAUUUAAACUUAAUACCGGUAUGGAAAAGCAUUGCAGAAGGAAAUUUGAGAAGAGUCGAUCUUUUCAUAGGUGCAAUUAUCAAGAAAUCAAAUGGUAACGAAGUCAUUUUUGGUGUGAACGGAGUUUUGAAAAUGACGGUACCGCGCGGUAGGCGAAGAAUGUAUUUACCCGAUUAGCGCUCGGUGGCAGUAAAAUUGCCAACUGCCAAUUGUGAACUUUUGGCAAAAAUUCGAGUAAAAGUUGGCAAAAUCUCCACCAAUGAAAACGUUUUAUUUAAUAGCCAACUUGACAAUUAGUUGGCAAAAUUUUUGCCAACUAAUUGUCAACAGAGGCAUAUUUUUGUCAAUUACAUAUACAUUUCGUUUUGCCAACUAAUUACCAAAAAGGCAAUAUUUUUGUCAACUACUCACAUUUUCAAAAUAACGGAUACAUUUUUGAAUUUUAAAUUUCAAAAAUCAAAAAUGAAGGGAAGGGUUGCAUGUUUCAGCUUUUUGACUUCAGAAAUGGUAUUUUUCCAUCAUGUUGCAUUUUUCCAACCUAUAAUAUAUCACUAAAAUUUCCUGACCUAAGGGGGGUUCGAACCUGUGUUCUCCUGCACCUAAAACCCUACACCUAACCCUACAGCUACCAGUACUACAAGAAGAAUUGGACAUAAAAUGAAUUCUUAUCAUUUGCUUGCAGGCUCGUGUUGCUAAUUGCUUUGAUUUAGGCCAUGUCAAAAAAAUUUACGAAUAUUUUUGGUGGUAAAAAUUCCUUAAAGUAGUGCCUAGAUUUUUUUAAAUUUUAGAGACACCAAAAAUUUUAAAGCUAAAUUCAGAAAUUUUUUAAAUUCUACUUCAGAAAUAAAAUAAAAAUAAGAAAAUCAAUU